GCACACAACAUUGUGUAGAAACCAUUAGGGGACAGUUCAUAUAACCUGAUCUGUCAAAAACUAUCCUAUAUAUAUCGAUGUAAUAAUAACAUAAUAAAUUGUAGAGAAUCAUAGAGAGUCAUAGAGAAUGCUGGUUUAUAUGGCAUGAGAAUUGUGCAGCUAUCAUAAUUGUUUAUUGAAAUCAGAAUAUUACUAACGAAUAAUUGAAUAAAAUAUAUUAGCGAGAGUAGAAACAUAUUUAACUUGGUUCACGUAACAUUUGCAAUUUAAUUUCAUUGUAUUCGGAAAGAAACUAGUAAUGCGUGUAUAAAUUCAUAAUGGCUUCCGAGGACGUCAUUUCUAAUACAGCUUCUUCGGAAGAGACUGGACAACCAGUUACCAGUACCUUGCAACAAGAAAGUAAUAAGGAUGCAAAUUCAGCUAACAAUAAGCCACAGACUCAAGUAAAUCGAACAAGUAAUCUCCAAAGGAUACACCAACGCAAACAGCAGACGUACAGCUGGCCGCAAGAAAAGAAAUUAUUAAAGCUUGCAAAUUACAGUGCUUGUCAAGUGGAGGAAUGCAAAUGCACAGGCUGGAAAAAUGCGCAGCCAAUUAUAAAAUCACCAAAGGGUGAGAUACAGCAGCCUGUUAUAAAUUUUUUUGAUCCAUGCAAGAUGUGCACUCAUCCUUUAGAAAAUCACAUCAAACAUCUACCUGUUCAUUCUGAGGAAGAAAUCAAUAGAUUAUUGGGAAUGACUAUCGAUGCGGACAAUAUUUUUGCAUGUACGCACAGGGAGGCAGAUCCUGAUACCAAGAAAGUAUAUAUUUAUUUGUAUAAAUUGUUGAGAAAUUGUAUUCUGUCUAUGACAAAGCCAACAGUGGAAGGUCCAUUAGGGCAGCCACCAUUUGAGAAACCUAACAUAGCGAGAGCAGUAACAAACUUUGUUUUGUAUAAAUUUAGUCAUUUGCCACAGAAAGAAUGUGUGGCUAUGUAUGACUUGGCAAAAAUGCUUUUACACUGCCUGAAUUUUUGGAAUUUUGAAGCACCUAGUGCCAGACGGUUGACAAUUAAUGUGGAUGAAGCUCCCACUUACAAAAUCAAUUAUACCCGCUGGCUCGUUUUUUGUCACGUGCCUGCAUUUUGUGACUCCUUGCCGCAUUACGACACUCCUUUGGUUUUUGGGAAAACUCUAUUACAAGCUGUCUUUAGAUCAGUUUGCAGACAAUUAAUGGAUAAGUGUAAUAAUGAAAGAGACAGAAUAGCACCGGAGAAAAGAGUUUUAGUUUUAACGCAUUUUCCCAAAUUUCUUUCCUUGUUGGAAGUAGAAAUUUACUCUGAUAACUCUCCCAUUUGGGAUCCUGAAUUUAAACCACCUCUGCCUUCUCACGUUCAAACUGCCUUGGAAACAAAGGCGCAUCAAGGAAGGAAAACUGGAGAAUUUGAGAAGGUUACUGUUGCUCCGAAUGAGAAAGACAAUUUUACAACAAUAAAUAUUAGCCCUGGAGUUAAGAAAAUCCAGGAGAAACGUCCUAACGAAAGUCGUCUUGAUGCAAAGAGGCGAAAAAAUGAAGAAACUUUUGAGGAUCUGCCAGCUGAAACUAUUGCUGAAAUUGUUGAAUCUAUUAAUGACACUAAUUAUAUGUCUGGUUCUGAUGCAGUAUUUCCACCAAACGUGCCACGGGACGAAACCGCCAAGAUGGAAGAAAGUAAAAAGAUAAUAGAGUUUCAUGUAGUCGGAAAUAGCCUUACACGACCAGUGUCUAAACAGACUAUGCUUUGGCUAAUAGGACUACAAGAUGUGUUCAGCCAUCAAUUACCAAGAACUCCCAAAGAAUACAUUACUCAGCUUGUUUUUGAUCCAAAGCAUAAAACACUAGCCUUGAUAAAGGAUGGUCGUCCAAUCGGUGGGAUUUGUUUUUGCAUGUUUCCAAGUCAAGGUUUUACAGAAAUAGUGUUUUGCGCUGUUACGAGCCACGAGCAAGUAAAAGGCUAUGGGACGCACUUAAUGAACAUGUUAAAAGAUUAUCACAUUAAAAAUAACAUACUGCAUUUUCUUACAUUUGCGGAUGACUUCGCUAUUGGAUAUUUUAAGAAGCAGGGAUUUAGCAAGGAUAUAAAACUACCCAAAUCGGUGCACCAGGGAUAUAUUAAAUAUUACGUGGGGGCAACCUUAAUGCAUUGCGAACUGAAUCCGAAAAUUGUAUAUACCGAAUUUACAGCAGUUAUCAGGAAACAAAAGGAAAUAGUGAAAAAGCUAAUUCACCAGAGACAUCAGGAAAUACAGAAAGUGCAUCCCGGUUUAACGUGUUUUAAGGAAGGUUUAAGGGGCAUCCCCAUCGAGUGUAUUCCAGGAAUUCACGAAACCGGAUGGAAAAGUUGCGCUCAAACUAGAACGAGGGGUGUGACAAAAGGAAUGCAAGGUCCAGAACCGAUAGAUACGAGUUUAGAUAUGCCAGAUUCUCUAUGUAAUACAUUAAAUGGUGUUCUGAACAGUGUGAAAAAACACAGCACAGCGUGGCCUUUUUUGGAACCUGUAGAUAAGAAUGACGUUCCAGAUUACUACGAUCACAUAAAAUAUCCUAUGGAUCUCAAGACGAUGCAAGAACGCUUGAAUUCGGGAUACUACGUAAUAAAGAGAUUAUUUAUAGCAGAUAUGUUACGGAUUUUCAUCAACUGUAGAUUGUAUAAUAGUCCUGACACUGAAUAUUACCGUUGUGCCAAUGCCUUGGAAAAAUACUUUCAAACGCGUAUGAAAGAAGUCGGACUUUGGGAUAAGUAGAAUUUUUAAGACUAUUAUAAUAGCAACAAUGUUGGCAAUGAUGACUUCCUAAUUUAUUCUUAUUAUAAAGUAUUAUUGCUUGACAAAGAAGGUCCAUAUCUUGAAAUCAUACUGCUUUUUGUGCAAUAUUUGUAUAAAGAGUAAAUUAAAUAGAUAUCUACACAUGUGUGGAAGUAUGUGUUGGAAUAAUUAAAAAAUAGAUGAGAGAAAUUUUUAUGUCCGUAGUACUGCGUGUUCUUCGAGUAUCUCUCAUUUUUUGUGUUCUUUAAAAUGUGUUUUAUUACAUUUGUUUCAAUUGAUGUUUUCAGAUACUUACAUAUAUAUUCUGAGAUGCAUCUCACGUUAAUUGAAUAUGUACAUGCGCGUGUAUAUGUGUGUAUUUAAAUGCAUUUAGCUGCAGAGCAGAUAUAGCUUAUCCAAUCUUAAUCACAUAUUUCACAUAUUGAUUAUGCGAAUUAUUUAUAUAUGUGGCCUUUUUAAUAUGUUACACUAUGUAGCAUUACGAUGUUAAAAAUAUCAAGAAUGGUUUAUGCAAAAACUUUAGACUGAGGUGGAUACUUAAUUUCACAGCCUAAUUAAUAUCAUUAGUCGAGCAGUUAAUUAAGAAGCGUAAUACAGCAAUUAUAAAGAUCGCUCUAGUGGGUGAUCAGUCUACGGAACAGUAAAUCUCUGUAAUGCACGUUGGUUUGUAAAGUAUUCUUAAAGGAAUAAAGCUUGUUAUCUAGAAAUGACGUGAAUGAGAUAGAAUAACAGCAGUCAAAUUUGCGUUAUACGUUAGAUAUGUUCUUAUCAAAAUUAGUAUACAUAUAUACAUGUGUGUGUAUGGGUGUGUGUGUGUAUAAAUAUAUAAAAAUUUUGAUAAGAAUGUUUUGAUCAUGUUAUUAUGAAUUGAUAAUAUAAAUUGUUUGAAUAAUUCUACAACACAGUAAUAAAGGAUAAUAAAACUUAAAA
This is a messenger RNA of Solenopsis invicta (red fire ant), 3713 nucleotides long. RefSeq names its product histone acetyltransferase KAT2A. Gene Ontology annotation, biological process: chromatin remodeling; positive regulation of transcription by RNA polymerase II. NCBI's taxonomy places the organism in Eukaryota, Metazoa, Arthropoda, Insecta, Hymenoptera, Formicidae. The transcript is spliced from 5 exons. The coding region runs from base 318 to 2762 and encodes 814 amino acids. Gene Ontology annotation, molecular function: protein binding; histone H3 acetyltransferase activity. The record is from RefSeq and is a predicted model, not a curated record. Gene Ontology annotation, cellular component: histone acetyltransferase complex; nucleus.